AUGGCCUCCCAGCUCUCCGCCGCCGCGUCCAUGUCCGCCGCCGCCGUGCCGCAGUUCCACGGCCUCCGGGGCUACGCCUCGCCCAGGUCCGCGGUGAAGAUGCCGUCCAUGAGGGUGGGCAGGAAGAGGUCCCAGGGCAUCCGCUGCGACUACAUCGGCUCCGCCACCAACCUGAUCAUGGUGACGACGACGACGCUGAUGCUGUUCGCGGGGCGGUUCGGGCUGGCGCCGUCGGCGAACCGGAAGGCGACGGCGGGGCUCAAGCUGGAGGCGCGCGACUCCGGGCUGCAGACGGGCGACCCCGCCGGGUUCACCCUCGCCGACACACUGGCCUGCGGCGCCGUCGGCCACAUCCUCGGCGUCGGCAUCGUGCUCGGGCUCAAGAACACCGGCGCCCUCGACCAGAUCAUCGGCUAG
This is a messenger RNA of Miscanthus lutarioriparius, 417 nucleotides long. The record is from the annotation of a GenBank genome assembly. NCBI's taxonomy places the organism in Eukaryota, Viridiplantae, Streptophyta, Magnoliopsida, Poales, Poaceae.